Molecule: messenger RNA, 563 nt
Organism: Stomoxys calcitrans (stable fly)
Lineage: Eukaryota; Metazoa; Arthropoda; Insecta; Diptera; Muscidae
Gene: Pdrg1
Exons: 4
Coding region: 109-519 (136 amino acids)
Source: RefSeq, a predicted model, not a curated record
CAAUAAUUUUGCGAAUGUAAACCAAACAGCUGUUGUUUUUUCUUUUCUUUGGCUUUAUAUUUUUUUUGAGAUUUCUCUGCUGACAAGAAAUUACAUCGAGAAAAAACUAUGACCUCCAAAUCGAAUGAACAAAAAUGUUUAGAAAUUUUAAAAUCAACAGAAGAGGUGGCUGAUCAAGUUCUCGUCAACAAACAAGAACUGAUAGCUUUAGAUAAACGACGCCAACAAAAUAGAGAAGCUAUACGUGAACUAGAAAAGCCCCAUGAUAAGUCUGAAAAGAAGGUGUGGACAACUCUGGGCAGCAUGUUAGUUAAGUUGGAUAGAUCCAAAGCUUUGGAAUUGCUUAAAAAAGAUCAACAACAAAUUGAGCGUGAAAUUCAAAUCCUACAAUCAGAUCAAAAGAUUUUAGUUAACAAACAUCGAGAUUUGGAACAUUUCUCCCCCUACUCUGGUACUCACAUAAAACCCUUAGAUCGUAAAGAAUUUAAUGCACUCAAAGCAAACCUACCUAUGUUGUAAACUAACAAAUAUGUAGAAAAAAAAUUAAAAUUAAGAUAUUUUUA